AUAUUCCAUUAUCUCUACUAUACUCUUUAUCUCUACCCACACCUGCUCUAUCAGAACAAUUAGAUAUAUUACCAACACAGCUAACUAGCACUUACAACAAUUUCCAUAAAAAGCUAAACAUACAAGAAAUAACAGUUUUACAAU
This is a messenger RNA of Racocetra persica, 144 nucleotides long. The record is from the annotation of a GenBank genome assembly. NCBI's taxonomy places the organism in Eukaryota, Fungi, Glomeromycota, Glomeromycetes, Diversisporales, Gigasporaceae.